GGAGCAGAGGCAGAAAAGCGGCAGGGAGCUGCCAGCAUCGUCUCAUACCGUCGCUGGACAGAAAGGUGUGAAAAUGCUGGUCAUCUAGACAGCCUAGAGAUAAUAUACGGAGACGGCAUUGUUUUGAUAAUACUUUAACACUCUGAAAAUGCUCCGUGUCAGCGGAGAUAUGGAGACACCGGGGAGGAUAGUAGCUACGCCGGACGCCCUGGACUUUACCGUGGAAAAUGUAGAGAAGGCCCUCCACCAGUUGUACUAUGAUCCCAAUAUAGAAAACAAGAAUCUUGCCCAGAAAUGGCUAAUGCAGGCUCAGGUCUCACCUCAGGCCUGGCAGUUUUGCUGGGCUCUGCUGAGCCCAGAUAAGGUGCCAGAGAUCCAGUACUUUGGUGCUAGCGCGCUUCACACCAAAAUCUCUCGCUACUGGUCAGACAUCCCCACAGACCAGUAUGAGUCUCUGAAGACCCAGCUGUUCUCCCAGAUUGCUUGCUUUUCUUCCGGCUCCAAGAUGGUGCUCACCCGACUAUGUGUGGCCCUGGCCUCUCUGGCACUCAACACAAUGCCUGAGGCCUGGCCUGGCGCAGUGGCAGAGAUGGUGCGGGUGUUCCAAGAGGAGGGGGGAGGGGUGGACGGGCGGGCACGCUGUUUGGCAUUGCUGGAACUGCUCACCGUCCUGCCUGAGGAGUUCCAAACCAGCCGCCUGCCACAGUACCGAAAAGGACAGGUUAGGGGAGCCCUGGGCCGUGAGUGGGGGUCAGUGUGUCCCUUACUGCAGCAACUGCUGCGACGGACGGACAGCCCAGGGGCAGUAAAAGCUCGCGUGCUGCGCUGCCUGUCAUCCUGGGUGCUUCUGGAUGUGCCCCUGAGUGAAAGUGAAGGCCUGGUACACGACUGCUUCAGCGCCCUGCCUGACCCAGAGCUCUUUGACACAGCGGUAGAGGCGAUAGUCAACGCCAUCUCACAGCCUGACUCCCAAAGAUAUGUGAACACUUUGCUGAAACUGGUACCUCAAGUGCUGGCCCUCCAGGAACAGCUCAGAGAGGCUGUUCAGAAUGGAGACAUGGAGACCUGCCAUGGUAUCUGCCGUAUUGCCGUUACACUGGGAGAAAAUCACUCCAGGACUCUGUUGGAGCAGGUGGAUCACUGGCAGAGUUUCUUGGCUUUAGUCAACAUGAUCAUGUUUUGUACAGGCAUCCCCGGCCACUACCCAGUCAAUGAGACCACCAGCUCGCUCACACUCACCUUCUGGUAUACUCUACAAGAUGAAAUAAUGUCAUUUGAGUCGGAUAAGCAGGUAGUGUAUCUGCAGGUCUACAGGCCCGUCUAUUUCCAGCUCGUGGAUGUUCUGCUGCACAAAGCCCAGUUCCCCUCCGACCAGGAGUACGCAUCCUGGUCUUCAGAUGAGAAAGAGCAAUUCAGGAUCUAUAGGGUGGAUAUCUCAGACACACUCAUGUACGUGUAUGAGAUGCUGGGAGCAGAGCUACUGAGUAACCUCUAUGAUAAACUUGGGAGACUGUUGACUAAUGCAGAGCAGCCAACAUCAUGGCAGCACACAGAGGCCUUACUAUAUGGCUUCCAGUCCAUAGCAGAGACGAUAGAUGUGAAUUACUCUGACGUCAUCCCAGGCCUGAUAGGACUCAUUCCCAGAAUCAGCAUCAACAACGUCCAACUAGCAGACACAGUAAUGUUCACUAUAGGUGCUUUGGCUGAAUGGCUGGCAGACCACCCAGUGAUGCUCAGCAGUGUCUUGCCUUUGGUGCUCCAGGCUUUGGGGAACCCGGACCUUUCUGUUUCUUCUGUCUCUACACUCAAGAAAAUUUGUAGGGAGUGCAAAUACGACCUACCACCCUACGCAACCAACAUAGUAGCUGUGUCUCAGGAGGUGCUUAUAAAGCAGAUCCACAAGACGAGUCAGUGUAUGUGGCUGAUGCAGGCUCUUGGUUUCCUACUCUCCGCUCUCCCCGUGGAAGACAUCUUAAGAAAUCUUCACUCUCUAAUCACUCCCUACAUUCAGCAAUUGGAGAAGCUUGCAGAUGAGACGCCUAAUCCCUCCAAUAAGUUAGCAAUCAUCCACAUUUUGGGGCUGCUGUCCAACCUGUUCACUACACUCGACAUCAGCAAGCAGGACGACGAUUCAGCGGACAGCUCAGCGCCGCCUGUCAAAACAGCUCCACCUGCACCUGGACCAAACCCUGUGGUGGUGGUUUUGCAGCAAGUGUUUGCCCUCAUACAGACUGUGCUCAGUAAGUGGCUCAACGACUCGCAGGUUGUAGAGGCUGUGUGUGCCAUCUUUGAGAAAUCGGUGAAGACUCUGCUCCAUGACUUUGCUCCCAUGGUGUCUCAGCUAAGUGAGAUGCUUGGUCAGAUGUACAGUACAAUUCCCCAGGCCUCAGCCCUUGAUCUCACACGACAGAUGGUGCAUAUCUUUGCCAGUGAGACAGACCACUUCCCACCCAUCAAGGCGCUGUUUGAGUUGGUUACCUCGGUAACACUGUCCAUCUUCCAGCAAGGACCCAGGGAUCAUCCUGAUAUUGUUGAUUCAUUUAUGCAACUCCAAGCUCAGGCCCUCAAACGGAAGCCCGAUUUGUACUUGUCUGAGAGUCUUGACGUGAAAGCAGUGUUCCACUGUGGAGUUCUGUCACUCAAGUUUCCUGAGGCUCCAACAGUCAAGUCAACGUGCUUGUUCUUUACUGAGCUGUUACCCCACUGCUCAGAUGUGCCUCCAUUGGCCAGAGUGGUGGAGGAGGAUGGCAAGCUGUUGAUCCAGGCCGUGCUGGAGGGAAUCGGGGGUGGGGCAUCUCGGAGCCUGAUGGACCAGUUUGCAGAAGUGCUUUUCAGUCUGAACAAGCACUGCUUUUCUCUCCUCGCUAUGUGGUUGAAGGAGGCGCUGCAGCCUCCUGGGUUCCCAUCAUCGAGGGUCACAAGUGAACAGAAAGACAACUUCUCACAUCAGAUACUCAGAGAACGAGUGAACAAGAGGAGGGUGAAGGACAUAGUGAAGGAAUUCACACUACUGUGCAGAGGGCUCCAUGGUACAGAGUACGCCGCUGAAUACUGAAACUCUACUCUUGAACUCUCACCUAACCGUGACCUCUGCCCUCAGCGCAAAACAGCUGGAUGCCACAACAAUACAGUUCUCACAAACGCCAUCAGUGAAGAUAUCAUGAAAUGAUUGUAAUGAUAGCCCGCCCUGCCGCAGGACAAGACAUGGAGCAAUUCCAGAACAAACCUGCCAUCGACAAACAUUAAAUCCCCGGUGGCUUUACGGAGGCCGUCCUCUCUGCUUCGAAUAUUUUUCUGUUGUAGGGUUGAUUGUUUCUCUCUCCCUCCUCUCUCCUCUUAUUUAAAGGUCUUUUCUUUGGAAGAGCUAUGAGCAGCACUCCGAGCAUGCUGCGUCACGCCUCCUGCAAUCUCUGUCUUGUUCUGCCUUUCUAGAUCUUCCCGUGGUUCCUAGGCUGUUUCCUGGUGAUUAGCAUCAAUAUGAAAUGGUAGUGGUAUUGUACGUAGCUACUUGACAUUAUUUUUCAAAAUAAAUUAAUUAUAUAAAUGUAUAUGUAUACACAUAUAGUAAAACGGUGGUUGUCAGUCCUGCUGCUGCUAAUGGGAAGAGAGGGUCACCAAUGUCAGGAGGGGAUUCUGCAGGAAAAAUAACAUUAAUACUACUAUAUUUACUCCCAGUCAUGCCCCUGUGAUCUCCACAUUUGCCAAAUUUUGUGAAUUUGUCCUUUUUACGUUAUUAUAUAUGCCUUUUGAGGGGGGUAUGAGUGGAGAAAGAAAACCACAUAACUGGACUUAAAAGAGUCGCGCUCUCUUGCCCAGCCGUCUGUGUACAGGGCCGUACCUCAUGUACAUACAGUCCACCCAGUCGUACUGCAGUCUCCUUGGUUUAGUAAGGAGUGCUUUUUAUGCAUUGGUCCCUUAAGUAAAGCAGGGCUGCCUGAAGUGAAGACUUGAGGGGAAAAAGGAAUUAUAGUACCUGGCAGUGUGGAAGAGGCACAUGAAGCAAAGUGAGAGGAGAACUGAGGGUUUGGAGGGAUGGGAUUAAUAGUCCCGACAAUGGACUGUUUAGUCGAUGUAAUCGUGCAAAAAUAUUAAUCAAGUUGUGCAUAUUAACAGUUAUUGCUGAACACUUCUGUGUAUUUGAGUGUGUGCGUGUGGUCAUACCUGUACGUAUGAGAGGUUGUGUGCGCACAGAUGUAUCUUUUUCCACUUGUUCGGUGCACUUAUAUUGGACCUACAGUACACAUGCAUAACUUCCUCCUGUCUUUUAAACAAAGAGCCCAUUCAUUUUUUUGAUGCCACACUCAUUCACGCUACUUUUUUCUUAAGACUGACCAGGCAUGAUCAGUAUUUUACCUCUGCUGCUCACCAGUAAUCACACAUCUCUAUUUAAUCUCUUUAUCAUCUGCAAUGACCAGCCAUUGGUAAUCAUUGACCAGACUCAUCUUUUUAUCUGUUAUUGACAUCAAGUACUUGCUCCUAACAAAAUGCCUGAAAACAAGCCACCCAGGUCCUUUUAAUCCAACUGGUCACUGCCUUGGAGAGGGCCGAGAAGGAUUAGAGAGUAACAAAACGAAAGAUCUCUGAGAAAGUUACUCAGCUUUUGCAACUACAAUUGGCACUGACGUUCUGUACUUACACAUUAUGCCAGAGACAUUAUUGAUGAAGUGAUGUGAUGGCUGUGAAACACUCACUUUAGUGAAUCAGCAGGACCAGUUCACAUCUAGUAACACUCAGCAUCGAAAUGUACUUUGUGGUCUCUGAUGAACUUUAUCUCAGUCUAAUCCUUCUGUCUUAUCCGAGGUGCCUGCAGACAUGUAGCAUGUAUGUGUUUUGUGGGGUGGGGCUGGGGGUGGGGGGGUUGUUUAGGGGACAAAAGUUGAAGUGUGAGACACUACAGGAGGACGUGCUUCAGGCCGAGACCCUGAAGCAGGAACCGGCUUUGUGAGUAGGCUGUCCUGCCUACGGGUUUGAUUUUUGAACAGUGAUUGGAGGUUGAACUGAUCCUCGGUCUGUAUUGUGGUCUCAUUAUGAGGUGGGAAAACAAAACAAUGUUUGUCAGCUUAUAGAAAGAGGAGGGGAGGGAGGUAUGAAAUGUACAUUGUUUUUUGUUUUGUUUUUUUUUGCGAGGGGGGGGGGGUUGUUUUUUGUACCUUGGCUUUAAUUUAUUAAAUAUAUCUAAGACUGCAACUCCUGACUCCUCUGUGUGUGGGUGCAGUUUUGUUCAUUAAAGACAAGCUGUUUGCAUAUCCUGCCGAUAUUUUUCCAUCAUCUUUGAAACAAGUACCAGAUUAAAAUAAAAUAAUGAAAAUAAAGGUA
This is a messenger RNA of Scatophagus argus, 5316 nucleotides long. RefSeq names its product importin-13-like. The transcript is spliced from 23 exons. The coding region runs from base 149 to 3055 and encodes 968 amino acids. Gene Ontology annotation, cellular component: nuclear membrane; cytoplasm. The record is from RefSeq and is a predicted model, not a curated record. Gene Ontology annotation, biological process: protein import into nucleus. Lineage: Eukaryota; Metazoa; Chordata; Actinopteri; Scatophagidae. Gene Ontology annotation, molecular function: small GTPase binding.